This is a messenger RNA of Sitodiplosis mosellana (orange wheat blossom midge), 4203 nucleotides long. Its product is annotated as elongation of very long chain fatty acids protein 7-like. The transcript is spliced from 9 exons. NCBI's taxonomy places the organism in Eukaryota, Metazoa, Arthropoda, Insecta, Diptera, Cecidomyiidae. Bases 197 to 1003 code for a protein of 268 amino acids. Gene Ontology annotation, cellular component: extracellular region; endoplasmic reticulum membrane. Gene Ontology annotation, biological process: chitin catabolic process; very long-chain fatty acid biosynthetic process; fatty acid elongation, monounsaturated fatty acid. The record is from RefSeq and is a predicted model, not a curated record. Gene Ontology annotation, molecular function: fatty acid elongase activity; chitin binding; chitinase activity.
UUCAAUUCGCACUUAGCUACACGUAUCAAGCGGCGCAUAAUGUACGGCCGAACGUGGUGACAAAUUCGAUCAGUACGAAAAUUCAACCGUCUAGUUCAAGUCAAGUGAAGUGAAUUGUCGUUCAGUCGAAGGCAAUUAAACAAAUUUUUUCCUUCUUUUUUGAUUUAAGUUUUUUUUUUUGGAUUCCUCAUUCAAAAUGCUCGUUCUUCGAUAUUUAGUGCAACACAUCGACACAGCGAUGAAAUCAAGAGAUGCACGUUUACAAAGUCUGCCUUGUAUGUCGGUGGAAUUCAUUAUAACGAUAGUCACUCUGUAUUUGUUAUUCGUGCUGAAAUGGGGACCAAAAUUCAUGGAAAAACGAAAACCAUUCAACAUCGAACGGAUUUUACUCUUUUACAACGUGUUUCAAGUGCUCUGCAAUUUCUCCAUUGUCUUUUAUGUGACUUAUGAAAUCUUUGCGUUGAAAAGUUAUAAAUUAGAUUUCUUUUGCGAAGAGCUCGACUUUACCGAUAGCUUCGUCGGUACACGCAGUGCUCAAAUGUCAUAUUGCUAUUAUUUGAUCAAACUCAUGGAUUUGUUUGACACGAUAUUCUUUGUGCUCCGGAAACGAACGCGACAAAUCUCAUUUUUGCAUGUUUAUCAUCACGUGGCUAUUUUGCUUGCCUCAUUCGUUGGUGUCUCAUGGUUUCCAGGUGGUCAUCCAUGGCUGUUUGGUAUGCUCAACUGUUUCGUUCAUGUCAUCAUGUACGGCUAUUACUUCGGCUCAGUUUACAGUCCCAAAUUAAAGGUAAACCUUACCAUCAAGCGAUCCAUCACCCAAAUGCAAAUUAUCCAGUUCAUGUUGUCAAUUGUACAUUUGAGUAUGCCAUUCUUUGUGAGUGACUGUGGCUAUCCGAAAUCAGUGCUAAUCAUUGGCAUUUCGCAGAAUGCAAUAAUGAUGAUGCUAUUUUCGGACUUUUACUACAAAACCUACAUGAAAGCGCCGAAACUCAAAUCCAGCUAAAGCAUUCACCGCAGAAAAAGAGAAGAAAAAACACACCGCCGAUUUUUGGCCAUUAAAUCCAUUGAAAAUCCGCAAAUAGAACCCUAAGAAGCUAAUUUAAGAAUUGAGCAUGUUUGUGAAGAAGCUGUUUAAAUGUAGGAAUAAAUCCAAACCAAAAUCGUGUAUUUAUGAACGUUUCAAGUGCGAGCCCAGAAAAAAAAUUCGUUUGUUUUUUUGUGUGUUUAUUUGGAAAUGAGGAGACUUGUCGUUGAUGAUACGAAGCCACUUAAUGUCGACCGUCAAGAGGGAAAUAUUGAGGUAAUUAAGGGAAAUAAGCUUCUUUUCAGUGGUUUUAUCACUCGAAAUCUCUAGACGCCUCACAUUAAUUCAACUUAAACUACAAUCGGAAUCAAAAGUGGCCGCAAAUUCAAUUGUUUUCCGCAAAAUUAAUGGGUUUAAUUGAAUUAACGUAAACAUUUAACAAUUCAGCGAGUUAUCAUUAGAAGAAAUCUUGGCUUCAUUGUUUGAACAUCGACUCAAAUAAACCGAAAUAAUCCCGAUUUCUUUUAACCAACGGAUGACUCGUGACAAUGAACACGGUUUUCGAAAGAAAUUUUUUUCUUGGGAGGAAACAGAUUUUAAUGUCGCGAUAAUUUCACAGUCAACAGGAACUCUUUACAUGAACGUAGAGUCUACGUAGACACAUGAAACACCCAGCCUUUCAUUUAUUUCAAAGCGUCACUUCAUUCAUUGCUUUUUUCAAAGAAGUUUACAGCUAAUAUAUAAUACAAUACCCAACUAAAACUACAACAUAAUGCAUGAACGGUUUAUCAAGAAAAAUCUUGAUAAAAAUGAGCUGAAAGCAAGUCUGAAAGUGAAUCCUGUAGAAUUCGGUGACUUUCGACUUAAAACAAAUAGUUCCGGAAGGGAAAUAAUUCAGUAGACAUACGCAAUACUUAAGCCAAUACAAUGCUAAUUUACGCUACAUUCUACUGUAUUAGUUUCUUCCUUUUAAAUUCCCAAUAUAUUGUGAAAAUAUAAAUUUCUUUGUUUGAAAUCGUAAAAUCGAUGAUGAAACGAUGGAUCAAACUUUUCUCAAUAUAAACAAAUAGACUUUCAGUCGACUAUUACUGGGCAUCUCCACAUCUCCACUUGAUAGUAAAACUUUCGGCCUACUAACAUAAAAAGCGAUUUGAUUACAUUUGAACUACAUUUCUAGUUUUUGAUGUUAAAAUAUGUCAAAUGCCCCGAAUGUUGCAUUGAAAUUGUGUAUGAUUUGUGGUAAUUUCGAGAUUUGUGCAUUUUAAUUCAAUUUGACGCACAAUAUCGUCGCACAUGAUCCAAAGGUUCAUGUUUUAUUUGCUCCAAAAAUGAGCUGCGGUCAAAUUAAGUAAACGGAAUUCAAGCGAUUGACCUAAUUACAUUGAAACAAUUUUACAGUUUGAUUGACUCUAACAUUGUCAGACCGGGCGACUUUAUUUUUCCAAAUGAAGUUCAAAAUGAGGAAAGAUUUUCGCCAUGAAAUCAAAAUAGAACCAUUUCUGUAGUACAAAAAGGAGGCACUUCUUGAAAAUGAUAUAAAUUUUGCUCAAAACAGAAACACUUUGAAGUGUCAAAAAAUGUCAUAUUUUAAAAAAUGGUUCUGUGCUAAAAAAAAACGAUUAAAAAAAUCAUAAGCGGAUUUACUCACUAAUGACAUGAUGUUUGGAACAUUUGCUAUCUUCUUCUGAAUCCUCUUUCUUCCAUGUUUACUUUCAGAAAGGUAUGCGUAAACAUUCAGUACAUUUAGAUUUAGUUUCCAUUUGCAUAUGGAUGCAGUACAUUCACUUGAAAGACAACAUCUCCGUACUGAAUUGAAUAGAAAAUAUUAUUGUUUAUUUAUUUUCUUUACAAUUGCAAUGAAAUUUAUCGUCGUUUUCGCCAUUUUGACUGGUUUUGGUGUUAUAAAAUGUGAAACUGGAUCGAUUUUAUCGCAUGAUAAGGUUGUUGUUUGCUCCGUUUUCUCGGAGCCAUCACCUGGAUUUUUCGAUUCGUUCGGAAAUAAGUUCAAAAUUGGCAAUGUAGAUUUGAACCUAUGCACACAUCUCGUUUACAUUCACAUGAUUUCGUAUGUGUUUGAAAAGCCUUGGGAUUCAACAGACAACUUUAGUGAUGAGAAAUACAAGCAGAUCGCAAGUUUGAAGAAAAAAUUCCCACAUUUGAAGAUUUCUUUGGGCUUCCAAAAUUCUCCAGCUGAAUAUCUCAAAAUAUCUUCGCGUCGUGAGAGUCGUCAUCGGUUUGUUACAUCGGCAGUGAGUUUUAUUUUGCGUUUUGAUUUCGAUGGACUUAAUUUGAUAUGGAGUUAUGAAAAUGAUGAACCGUUUGGCAAGAAAAGAUUCGGGCUUCUUGUGCGGGAGCUGAAGGAAGGGUUUAAACCGAAGAAUCUUCUGCUUUCAUUCACAUUUUUCAAAUCGCGGAACUUCGCCGUACCACAUGGAUUUUUGGCCAUGUCAAAUAAUGUCGAUUUUCUGAACGUUCAUCCGAAUUUCACGGAGAACUUGAUCAAAUCAGGCGUACCAAAGUCGAAAAUUGUCAUGACGAUUGAGUUCAAUGGACGUGGAAAUUUCGGCUACUAUUCUGCCUGCGGUUUAUUAUCGAAAGAUGAGGGUUGGGAAAAAUAUUAUGACUCAAAAAUCGGAGCAACGGUCGCAACGCGUAGCAUCGGAAAUGGACAGACGAAAAAGAUUAUAUUUCCAUGUUCCAGCCGUUCGGUAGCAAAUACCGUUAGACAUGCCGUCCGACGCGAUGUAUCUGGUGUUAUGGCUUAUACCAUCGACUCGGAUGACUCACAGGGAAAAUGCGGAUUUGAUGAUGAUACAUUCAAUGAUUUUGGAUCAACAAAAGGUGUAACUUUACACAUUCCAACCAGAGAAAACGACACAUUUCCCCUGCUUAGGACCAUCAAUGGAGCAAUUGCUGUGGCAAUCGAGGAGUUGAAACAAGAAGAACAUCUGCGGAAAUCACGUUAAUCAGUUGAUUGGAUUUAAUGAAACCUUUUCAAACGAAAUAAUUCCCGAAUAAAAACAAAAUUUGUCUUUUCCCAUUGAUUUUCUAUGAUUGAAUAACAAAAUUAUAACUUGGUAACUGUGUGAUUAAUCUCAUUUCAAUACUACAUUUUGGUACAUAUGUCGAAUUCUGAAAAAGGUGAAAAUGAAUAAAAAUGUUUUGCUGAUUUCAAUGAA